Messenger RNA from Entrophospora candida, 867 nucleotides. The record is from the annotation of a GenBank genome assembly. Lineage: Eukaryota; Fungi; Glomeromycota; Glomeromycetes; Entrophosporales; Entrophosporaceae.
AUGCUCAAUUUUAACCUUAUUCGUACAAGUUCAUUGAUCAUAUGGAAAUCUGUUCACAAAGUUAGUUCGUCUGAUUCAAAAUUAAUCACAUUAAAACUUGAAGAGAAAUGUAGGCUUGAAAACCAAAAUAAUAAUAAUAAUAUUGACAAACAUGAAGGUGUGGAAGGAACAAAGGUUCGUAAAGAAGGAUCAAUAAAACAUUUAGGAAUAACAUUGACAGCGUCACCUACUAUACAACAUACAGAUUUAUUGCAUUACAUAGCGAAAAAAGAACGUAAAGUGCUUGAAUUAAGAGAAGAGUUAAAGAGAAACGAAGAGGAAUUGAGUUUAUUGAAGAAAAAAUGGGAAACCAUUUUCACAAAUCAAAUCAUUAAUAGCCCAGAGAAUGGAAACGGAAAAGAAAACGAGAGUGUGAAUGGUGUUGGAAUUGGAGAAAAUGAAAAUGAUGAUGAUGAUCAAUCAGAUGACGUUGAAGUUAUAAAGUUAAUGAACGGAUUAAGUAAGGGAAUAGUGGGGGUAGUUAAUGGCAUAAAGAAUGUAGCAGAAAGUGAAGUAACUCAUGAAAAAUUAUUAAAGAUUAGAACAGCGGUUGCAGAUGUUGCAAAUUAUGAGCCUGUUAAACAAACAAAAAAAAUGACUUUUGAUUUUACAUCACAAGCUUUUGACAAUAUCACUAAAGGAUUUUCUUCAAUAGCACAAUCUGAAACAUUAUCAUGUUUACAUGACGAAAUGAAUAUAUCUGUUUUUUAUUUAGGCUAUAUUUUAGCAGAUAUGAUAAAAUCACGAAAGAAAAAAAUGUAUCUUGAAACAGGAGACAUCAUCCUUGUGAUCAACUAUACAUAUCGUCAAGAUGAUUCAAAAAAGUAA